AUGGUAACAUCACGAAGGGUAUCUUACAUCUUGCCUUCACCCGAUACGCAACCACCGUUAUUAUCACUUCCUCCUCUUGGACAACAGAGACAAGGACAUCCUUCACCGUUUUUCAUUCCCAAAACAGAUGGGUCAGGAUUCAACACACCUGGUCUAUCACUCGGAUCGAGGAAUCCAUUCCUAUCUCCAAUCAAUGAUGCAUCUCCUUCGCCUCAACCUCAAAAAUCACAUCCGAGACAUUGUUUAGGUAUAACAUCAUUGGCAUUAGAUACAUCGACUGUACUUUCAGAUGCUAAUUCACCCGGAGGUAUACUAUAUACAGGUGGAAGAGAUGGUCUAGUAGCUUCAUGGGAACUGAACAUAACACAUCGCAAAAGGAAAGGAUCAAAAUAUGAAGUAUUACCUGGAAGAGGUUCACAUGUCAAAUGGGAAAGAAUAGGUGAUGGUGCUGAAUUUUUCGAUGAUGAUGAAGAAGACGAUCCAUCACACAACGAAGAAGAUGAGGAUGAACGUUUAAGUAGUGAAGAUGAAACAGAUGGAUGGGUAGGAAUCAAUGGUAAUGGCAAUAAGAAAGGUGAAAUACCUUAUGAACAUAGAUGGGAAAUUGAUAAAAAUGAACUAUCAAGAUCUAGACCUCCCCCUACAACAUUCAGGCAAUCGGCUCAAACUCAUACGGAUUGGGUGAACGCAAUGCUACUUUGUAAUUUAAACCAAACAGUCAUCACAGCUUCUUCAGAUCGAACAAUCAGAGCAUGGAAUCCUCAUGCUUCUUCAGAUGAUCCAGCAAGUUUGUCUCCUUCAUUAGUUGGAAGUCAUAGAGAUUACGUCAGAGCUUUAGCUUGGGCAAAAUAUCCUGGUUUGUUAUUCUCAGGUGCAUUAGAUAGACAUCUUAGUAUAUGGGAUAUUAAAAGUCAAGUUCAUGAACCUGUCUUUAAUAUUGAUUUGACAAAAGUCGACGAUUAUGGUGGCGUCGGAUUGGAAGGUGAAAGAGGUAGUGUAUACGCUUUAGGUGUUGACAACGCGGGUCAAGUCUUAGCGGCCGGCACACCAGAAAGAGUCGUUAGAUUAUGGGAUCCCAGAGCUGGCGAUCACAGUAUCGGAAAACUCAUAGGUCAUACAGAUUGCGUUAGAAGUAUCAUAUUCAGUGAGGAUGGUCGAUACAUGCUCACCGGAAGUUCUGAUACCACUAUCAAAUUGUGGUCCCUUGCUGCUCAUCGAUGUUUGCAUACUUUCAAUCAUCACGAUUCGUCUGUUUGGUCACUCCAUUCCACUCAUCCUAAUCUCGAACGAUUUUACUCUGGUUCUCGUGAUGGAAAUCUAUGUGUGACAGAUCUUGAACAAUGUACGGAUAUAUCCGACGGAGAAUGCGUUGUCCUAGCUCGUGAAGGUGAUUCAAACGAGUCUAAGACUGGCGAUGAAGGAAUCAGAUGUAUAGCUGGAAUGGACGAUGAAUUCGUUUGGACAGCUACUGGAAGUACGGAGAUUAGACGAUGGAGAGAUGUAGGAAGAAGAAUUGAUAGACUCAAUAAAGAAUAUGAUGGGUUGUCAUACAACGCACCAACGGAAAGAAGUCCUCCGACAGAAGUGUCAUUGACCGUACCUUCGACUUUGGGUUCAGCUGUCUCGUCUCAACAACACAAUGGUUUCGACGCUGCUGGACAAGACGGACCUCCAGCGUCUGCUCUUCCUACCACCGUGCGAGAACGAAUCGCCGGUGGCUCCACUCAUCAAAGAGUUAGUAGUAUCUCCGGUUCUUCUAUCGCCAAUUCGGUAACUUCACAAGAUGGAAGAAAUCAACAUGGAUUGAAUGGGAUACCGUAUCAAUCAUUAGUAUGUUUGGGUUUACCUGAUUCUCCUUAUGCUUUUGGAUUCUCGCGUCAAGAUGACCCGUAUAAGGAAGAACCUUCGACUGCAGAUGGUCAAGGAUUGAAUGGAUUACUGAAGCCAGAUGGUGAAGGAUCACCCAAACGGAUCUCCUUUCAAACGGAUCGUGAACCACCUACAGCCAAUUCUGCUAGAAUAGAUUUCGAAGAUAGAGAAGUUGCAUCUGAAGCUAAACCACUUCGAACUACUCCUGACGAAAUCAUAGCCGGACGAAGUGGAUUAGUGAGAUCAUUGAUCCUCAAUGAUCGGCAACAUGUCUUGACUGUCGAUACAGAAGGUGAAGUAGCAGCAUGGAAUAUAAUUCGUGGAGUAUGUGUGGGACGGUUCAGUACCACCGAAGUGGCGGAAGCUUUACAUCUCGAAAGAGGUGAAAACGCACCUAUAGCAGUAAGGAAACACUCUCAAGAAGUACUCGAAAUGGUUAAAGAACGAGUAGAAGGUGAAACUAUGGUAAUCACCUGGUGUCAAGUUGACACUAAGAUUGGAAGUUUGGUGGUUUCUUUAGAAGAAGGAAGAGUCUUCGAUGCUGAAGUGUAUGCGGACGAGUUGGGUAUCGAAGGCUUCGAUGGACAUCGAGAAGAUAUUCGGAUCAACUUGGGGAAAUGGGCGUUGGCUAAUCUGUUCAGAGGAUUGAUCAAAGCUGAAGAACGUGAAGUCACGGAUUUAGCGAUCAACUCAUCUACGCCAAGUACAGUCACAUCAUCUUUACCCGGUAGUGUCCCGAGAUCACCUGUCAUUUCAUUAGCACCCAUUUCGAUUGAGAGACCAACGGAUAUACCACAUCCACAUCGUAAAAGAGCAAUGACAGGAUCAUUCUCAAACCCAAAACCACCUUCUCUCAAUAUACCAGGAUUAGUUUCACCUGCAUCUAGACCAGCUAUAUUGCCCGAAGUAUUUGAUGAAAACCUUUCAAGAAGUUUACCUGAGUCAACAAAUUUCUUUCAAAAUUUCCAAGCUUUAAAAACUCCUGUAUCACCUUCUAUAUCAAAUAAUCAACCUACAUUAUCACCAACAAAUGAAAGAUCAAGUAAUUCAAGAGAUUAUUUCACCUCUAAAAGGAAAGGUGAUCCUUCACCUUCUAGAGAAACUGAUAAAUCACUUCCUACUCCUUCUAUACCGAUCCAAACUCCUUCCACUCCAGGUGCGAAUGCAUCGGACACUGGUGGUAAGAAAGGGUUCAUGGGUAAAAUGAAGGGUUUAGGAAGAAGAAAACAAACUGAAUCUACAAUGAGCCCAGUUAUCGAAAGAGCUAGAACACCAGAAGAUGAUGGCCCCAAAGUGUCAGACCGAGAAGCCGAGCAAUUACACAUAUUGGAUACAGUUCGAUCACAUCGAUUUACACCUCCAGGACCAUCGGAAGCUCCCUUUAUACCUUUACCCCCCUCCACGGCAUUAUUGAUCUCUGAAGAAUCGAAAGAUGCAGGUGCAUGGGUAGUCACUUACAGAUCCCAGGUUUCAUCAACUGAAAGAGAUAUGGAAUCCCUGGAAAUGAAUUCCCCUUUAUGGUUAUUGGAUUACUUGUUUGCGAAUAAUACAAGAUUGAAAGAUCCCGUCAAGUUUACAUUCAUACUUGAACCUGCACCUGGAAGCAACUUGAAGGAAUUGCCUGAAGGCUCCGCUCGUUUGUCCGCUUCCAGAGCAUUGAGAGCCAAGAAGAUAUCGGCAUUCAUAGUUGAUAAAUUAGAAUUGAAUGCCAAUUCACUUCAAUCUUCAAUGUCGAAUUCAAGUUUGAACUUAUCACUAAAGAAGCCUAAUUCUCUGUUAUCUGCUCAGUCUAGGGUGUCAGCUUCUCUUCAAGGUAGAAGAUCGUCCACUACCACAAGCACCGAUGACUCAUCAUCGCAGCAGCAGCAACAACUGCAAGUACCCCCUGAAGAAAUCAUCGAAUUGCUAUGCGGUAAUACCCUUGUCAAUCCGAAAAUCACCUUGGCGACUUUGAAAGCUUAUUAUGGUAGUGGUCCAGAUAUGGUUUUACAUUAUAGGUUCAAGAAAGGUGUUCAAGCGUAG
This is a messenger RNA of Kwoniella shivajii, 3891 nucleotides long. RefSeq lists its product as uncharacterized. The coding region runs from base 1 to 3891 and encodes 1296 amino acids. NCBI's taxonomy places the organism in Eukaryota, Fungi, Basidiomycota, Tremellomycetes, Tremellales, Cryptococcaceae. Gene Ontology annotation, molecular function: protein binding. The record is from RefSeq and is a predicted model, not a curated record. The transcript has 7 exons.